Molecule: messenger RNA, 3444 nt
Organism: Odobenus rosmarus divergens (Pacific walrus)
Lineage: Eukaryota; Metazoa; Chordata; Mammalia; Carnivora; Odobenidae
Gene: UPF1
Product: UPF1 regulator of nonsense transcripts homolog (yeast)
Exons: 24
Coding region: 1-3360 (1119 amino acids)
Biological process (GO): nuclear-transcribed mRNA catabolic process, nonsense-mediated decay
Cellular component (GO): cytoplasm
Molecular function (GO): RNA binding; RNA helicase activity; ATP binding
Source: RefSeq, a predicted model, not a curated record
AUGAGCGUGGAGGCGUACGGGCCCAGUUCUCAGACGCUCACCUUCCUGGACACCGAGGAAGCCGAGCUGCUCGGCGCCGACACACAGGGCUCGGAGUUCGAGUUCACCGACUUCACCCUCCCCAGCCAGACGCAGACGCCCCCGGGUGGCCCCGGCGGCCCCGGAGGAGGUGGCGCGGGCGGCCCGGUCGGCGCGGGCGCGGGCUCUGCGGCCGGACAGCUGGACGCGCAGGUUGGUGGACCAGAGGGCAUUCUGCAGAAUGGGGCCGUGGAUGACAGCGUGGCCAAGACCAGCCAGUUGUUGGCUGAGUUGAACUUUGAAGAAGAUGAAGAAGAUACCUAUUACACGAAGGAUCUCCCUGUGCAUGCCUGCAGUUACUGCGGAAUACACGAUCCUGCUUGCGUGGUUUACUGUAACACCAGCAAGAAGUGGUUCUGUAACGGGCGUGGGAACACUUCCGGCAGCCACAUUGUAAAUCACCUCGUGAGGGCAAAAUGCAAAGAGGUGACUCUGCACAAGGAUGGGCCCCUGGGGGAGACAGUUCUGGAGUGUUACAACUGUGGCUGCCGAAAUGUCUUCCUCCUCGGCUUCAUCCCUGCCAAGGCCGACUCGGUAGUGGUGCUGCUGUGCAGGCAGCCCUGCGCCAGUCAGAGCAGCCUCAAGGACAUCAACUGGGACAGCUCUCAGUGGCAGCCCCUGAUCCAGGACCGUUGCUUCCUCUCUUGGCUGGUCAAGAUCCCUUCUGAGCAGGAGCAGCUUCGGGCCCGGCAGAUCACCGCCCAGCAGAUCAACAAGCUGGAGGAGCUCUGGAAGGAAAACCCUUCUGCCACCUUGGAGGACCUGGAGAAGCCCGGCGUGGACGAGGAGCCUCAGCACGUGCUCCUGCGGUAUGAGGACGCCUACCAGUACCAGAACAUAUUCGGCCCUCUGGUCAAGCUGGAGGCCGACUACGAUAAGAAACUGAAGGAGUCCCAGACUCAAGAUAACAUCACGGUCAGGUGGGACCUGGGCCUAAACAAGAAGAGAAUCGCCUACUUCACUUUGCCCAAGACUGACUCUGACAUGCGGCUCAUGCAGGGGGAUGAGAUAUGCCUGAGGUACAAAGGGGAUCUGGCACCCCUGUGGAAAGGGAUCGGCCACGUCAUCAAGGUCCCUGAUAAUUAUGGCGAUGAGAUCGCCAUUGAGCUUCGGAGCAGUGUGGGUGCACCCGUGGAGGUGACUCACAACUUCCAGGUGGAUUUCGUGUGGAAGUCAACCUCGUUUGAUAGGAUGCAGAGUGCGCUGAAAACGUUUGCUGUGGAUGAGACCUCUGUCUCAGGCUACAUCUACCACAAGCUGCUCGGGCACGAGGUGGAGGAUGUGAUCAUCAAGUGCCAGCUGCCGAAGCGCUUCACGGCACAGGGGCUCCCUGACCUCAACCAUUCGCAGGUUUACGCUGUCAAGACUGUGCUGCAGAGACCGCUGAGCCUGAUCCAGGGACCACCAGGCACGGGGAAGACUGUGACCUCUGCCACCAUCGUCUACCAUCUUGCUCGGCAGGGCAAUGGGCCUGUGCUUGUCUGUGCCCCGAGUAACAUAGCUGUGGAUCAGCUGACUGAGAAGAUACACCAGACUGGGCUGAAAGUCGUGCGGCUCUGCGCCAAGAGCCGCGAGGCCAUCGACUCCCCAGUGUCCUUCCUGGCCCUGCACAACCAGAUCAGGAACAUGGAUAGCAUGCCGGAGCUACAGAAGCUACAGCAGCUGAAGGACGAGACGGGGGAGCUGUCCUCUGCUGACGAGAAGCGGUACCGGGCCCUGAAGCGCACCGCCGAGAGGGAGCUGCUCAUGAAUGCAGAUGUCAUCUGCUGCACGUGUGUGGGUGCAGGGGACCCGAGGCUCGCCAAGAUGCAGUUCCGUUCCAUUUUAAUUGAUGAGAGCACCCAGGCCACCGAACCAGAGUGCAUGGUCCCUGUGGUCCUUGGCGCCAAGCAGCUCAUCCUCGUGGGUGACCACUGUCAGCUGGGCCCUGUGGUGAUGUGCAAGAAGGCAGCCAAGGCCGGACUAUCUCAAUCACUCUUCGAGCGCCUGGUGGUGCUGGGCAUCCGUCCCAUCCGCCUGCAGGUCCAGUAUCGGAUGCACCCUGCGCUCAGUGCCUUCCCAUCCAACAUCUUCUACGAGGGCUCUCUCCAGAAUGGCGUCACUGCAGCGGACCGAGUGAAGAAGGGGUUUGACUUCCAGUGGCCCCAACCUGAUAAGCCGAUGUUCUUCUAUGUGACCCAGGGCCAAGAGGAGAUUGCCAGCUCAGGCACCUCCUACCUGAACAGGACGGAAGCUGCCAACGUGGAGAAGAUCACCACGAAGCUGUUGAAGGCGGGUGCCAAGCCUGACCAGAUCGGCAUCAUCACCCCGUACGAGGGCCAGCGCUCUUACCUGGUGCAGUACAUGCAGUUCAGCGGCUCCCUGCACACCAAGCUCUACCAGGAGGUGGAGAUUGCCAGCGUGGACGCGUUCCAGGGGCGAGAGAAGGACUUCAUCAUCCUUUCCUGUGUACGAGCCAACGAGCACCAAGGCAUCGGAUUUUUAAACGACCCCAGGCGACUUAAUGUGGCCCUGACCAGAGCGAGGUAUGGGGUCAUUAUUGUGGGCAACCCGAAGGCCCUGUCCAAGCAGCCGCUCUGGAACCACCUGCUGAACUACUACAAGGAGCAGAAAGUGCUGGUGGAGGGGCCCCUGAACAACCUGCGGGAGAGCCUCAUGCAGUUCAGCAAGCCCAGGAAGCUGGUCAACACCAUCAACCCGGGAGCCCGCUUCAUGACAACAGCCAUGUAUGAUGCUCGGGAGGCCAUUAUCCCAGGAUCGGUCUACGAUCGGAGCAGCCAGGGCCGGCCUUCAAACAUGUACUUCCAGACCCACGACCAGAUCGGCAUGAUCAGUGCAGGCCCCAGCCAUGUGGCCGCCAUGAACAUUCCCAUCCCCUUCAACCUCGUCAUGCCCCCCAUGCCCCCACCAGGGUAUUUUGGACAAGCGAACGGGCCAGCAGCAGGCCGGGGUACCCCAAAAGGCAAGACUGGUCGUGGGGGGCGCCAGAAGAACCGCUUUGGGCUCCCUGGACCCAGCCAGACGAAUCUCCCCAACAGCCAGGCCAGCCAGGACGUGGCUUCCCAGCCAUUCUCCCAGGGCGCCCUCACCCAGGGCUACAUCUCCAUGAGCCAGCCCUCCCAGAUGAGCCAGCCUGGCCUCUCCCAGCCCGAGCUGUCCCAGGACAGUUACCUUGGCGAUGAGUUUAAGUCACAGAUUGAUGUGGCACUGUCGCAAGACUCCACGUACCAAGGGGAGCGGGCAUACCAGCACGGCGGAGUGACAGGGCUGUCCCAGUACUAGAAGGUGGCACAGCGGAAGAGCUAAGCUAUGUGGCUUAGUCCAUCAGCAUCUUAUUCUGGGUAAUAAAAAAUAAAAAUAAAUGGA